Messenger RNA from Podarcis lilfordi (Lilford's wall lizard), 8645 nucleotides. NCBI's taxonomy places the organism in Eukaryota, Metazoa, Chordata, Lepidosauria, Squamata, Lacertidae. The record is from the annotation of a GenBank genome assembly.
CCUGCAAUAUACCUAUACCAGCUCAAUUUGCCGGGCACUUAGGCAUCCAGGAAGUCCCUCAUCUGACGCAAGGGAAAACAGUAAUGACGGGUGCACCUAGGUACAGGCAGAAGCAAACGAAGAGGCUUGUAAAGCAUCCUUAAAUGAGAACUUUCCCGGCUCGAUUCCCCGCCGUGUUCAUGCCCAGCAAUAUACUGUAUAGUACUGUACAGAUCUUGCCGAGAAAACUACAUUUCCCAGAAACCCGUCGUGGCGUUGGCUGGACAGUGCCAUAAACUGCGCCUAGACUAAUCUUGAGUGCCUCCUGUCAUGAGCAGAAACGAUGGAGCUGAAGGGGACCUGGAGCUUUGGAACUACUUUUCCCGGCGCUCCCCGCGACUCAGGCGGAAGCGAGGUGUGAGCCGUUGCUUGUAUUUCUCGGUUCUUUGGGUGCGUGGUCGCAGCUGGGUCGCGAAAGCAAACCUUGACCCUUGUGUGCGCGCAAUCCCUCUUGCGGCUGUUCCCAGGCGCUUCCCUGCAAGGGGCGAUCCCGCUACCCAUUUAUACGUUAUGCUAUCUAGCAAGUGUCACUUCCUUAUUGCUCCUCAUAUGCGCUUUAAUGGCGCGGUCGGGGGUGUGCACUGGGCAGCAGAACCCGCAGUGCUUGAAACUGCUUGCAAGUUGCUCUCUGGAACUGCUGUGGGUUCAGCUUCGCUCGACAGCCUGGAUCCAAUAGAUGUUUCGUGUGCUAGUUGAACAAAGAUGCGACCGGGGAUCCUGCAGCCAUGCAGGUGCUUCUGGACUCCAGCUCCCAUCAGCCUCAGCCACAAGGGGGAGAUGGCCUGGGUCAUGGGAGUUGUAGUCUAUCAGUAUCUGGAGAGCAGCAGGUGUCCCAGUUGUGCAAGGUAACUGUACUGUAUGUUGCUUACGAAGGCUGUUGCCGCAGCAAACCAAUUUAUCGCUUAAAUGCCAGCAGCUUUCUUGCGGCAGAGCACUGGACGUCACGGGACUUUGUGCUUUAUUGUUAACUUUAUGAGGCUGGAGUUGGUUCCUUGUUCAGCACGCAUGAGGGAGCAGCCUGAAUAUGGAACUGACGUUUGCACACUUCUGCGCCUUGCGAUAAGUUGUCGGCAGCCGCGUUUCACUUCCAGCGUCACCCCGAGAGACUGCCAGCUAUAAGUAGUGCCAUCUUAGCAUUCUCUCCCAUCCAAGGGUUGGUUUUUUUGUUUUGCAUUGGCUGCCGUUAUGUUCGUGAAACCGAGAGACGGUGAAAUUCAAGGCUAAAAGACGGAGUAGUUUGUCACAAGUUAAAUCUGUUCACCAGUCGAUGCCAGAAAUUAUUCUAAUUUAAAUAUCGACCCACAAGUGCUUAAAGUUCUCCCUCUCUUUGGAAGCAAAGGAAGGCAAAAGCAGCAACCACCUGGUGCGAUUUUCAAAAGGGGCUCUUUGGCAUGGUAGUGCAUCAGUGUUUAUUAGUUAUUGCCACAGUGGCCAUUUUCUGCUCUUCUCUUUGACCCGGCUUAUACUUUGCAGUAAAGCUAUAAGACUGUAAGUAAAAAGGUUGAUCAUAAAGAUAAAUGAUUCUAAUCGGGUAGCUGGUCAAAACAUGUUAGCAAAACCAUAUUUUGAAUGAAACAUUUCCAAAGUUGGCUGUAGUUUCUAUGUAUUUCUUUUCUUAUCUUACACCUACUUACCCUUGAUGUUUACACUUCCUUUCCUAAGGGUGUUUUAAUACUUUGUUCUAAAUCUAUUGAUGGGGGGGUUGUGUGUGUGUGUUGUUGUUAUGAAUUUGUGGGGGUGAGAGACACUCUAAAUUCCUGGGUCCAAUAAAAGUUAUAAUUAAUCAAGGACUGGGGAGUUAAAACUGCCGAGCACUGAACCAACAACAAUUCUAUACUGCCCUUCAUCCAAGGAUCACAGGGCGGUUUAAAAUAUAAAAGGACCAAAAUGCAUGCCAUAGUAACAAACAAAAACACAGUAGUUACUCUGUGCUGGAUAGCAGAGGGGUGUGAGCCCCUCCUCCUUCUAGAGAGGUAGAUAGUAAUACAAAUGGCCAUUUUUCAGUUGCAGUGGACUGAUGUAAGCAAGAGGGAAAAUAGUUUUGGGAGGGAAGCAGAGUCUCUGGAGAAAAGGCGGUCACAGCACAAUGUGGGCUGACAGUUUGAAUCCAGCGUGGCAGCAAUGAUAGAAACAGGGCCCUCCUGACCUGUAAAACUCCCCCAUAUAAUUGUGGGAAUUGUAGUUGUAGGUGCUGUUAAUUGUAGCUCGGUGAGAGGCAAACUACAAUUCCCAAGCUUAUUUUGAGGAAGCCAUGAGCUUUGAAUGUAAAUGUAUGGUACGGGUGUGCCCCCAAACUGAACUGGCAACUUUAAACAAUUUUUUGUGGGCUAUCCCCCCCACAGAAACCACACAGGACACAGCUGCUCAGCAGCUUUCACUUUUGCAUCAGCACAUUUUCCUCUUGGCGUACGUGGUGAGUUAAUGGCACAAAAGUUUCAGUAGAGCUCUCCAGUUCACGAGAAGAUGCUAGUAGAAGAUGCCAGCCAUCCAAACUGAGAGUCUGGCUGCAGUUAGACAAGAGACUUUUUUUUUUAAGACCCUAGAUUGUCAUUCACUUAACUUCCAGCCCACCUUUGUACUGUGAAGAGCAAUGUUUCAGUCAUUGCCAUAGUCUUUUAAUGCACACACUCUGCAAGCUUCUCACUUCUGUCUUGAAAGCAGAAGUUGGGAUGAUCUUGUGACCGUUGUCUCCCUCCAGGACCCAGUGGUUGCAGGUGCAGCAUCUGUGCAGGGCUGCUGGGUUGGUAGAAAAAGUUUGUGGUUUGCACCUUUCACUGUGGGGACAGUUCGUAAAUAAAUUUGAAAACUAAUGUGAGGCUAUCUGUUUUCUUAUGCAAUUGGCUGCAGUGACCUUUAUUUUUGGCUGAAACUCAGCUAUGGCUCUUAGAUCAAGUUGGAUCCAGUAGUAGCCAAUCUAACUUCACUUUAUGAGUGCCAGUGUUACUUACACAAAAGUUUGCCUUGGUUCACAGAAGAGCCUUGGAUAUCAGAAUUGGACAUAACACAUGGUAUCUGCUGCCUAACUAGAUUUAACUAAAUUGGAGUUGCAUCCUGCCAGAUCAUAUGAUCAAUUUAGUGUAGGUUCUGGUUCCUGAUCAACAACUGUGGGACUGUUUUGUUUCUCUGGAAACUUUCUCUUCAGUAACAUGUGUACUCCUUUGGUGUUUCUGUGCGACUUGGCUUUGGGAAGUAUGGAAUCAUCAGUACCAUUUACUUUCCGAAGGAAGUAAUUGAGCCUCCUUCUUUUAGUGGACAGGGGCUGCAGACAGUAGAAGCCCCUGCUGACACAGUUGGAUAUAGUCUGUGAGGUGUGUUACCCCAUUGGACAAGCUGCUGGUAACUGCCAGCCUUGACUUUUGCGAGAAUAGUGGUUAGAAUGUGAAUUGCCUUAACCAGCCUGGGGAAAUUCCAGAUCUACCUUCCACUUAGCUGUGAAGUUUUGAUGUUUCAUGGUCUGUGGUGGACAUACUAUUGAAAUCAGUUCCUCUGACCCAGCGUCUGAGACUCCACCCUAUUUUGGGUUACAAAACUGUGUGACAGAAAAACAGUUCUCUGCUGAAGGGAGGAAAGCAGAACUAGGUAGUAAGGAAAGGGAGGAGGCAAAAAUCUUGCUGGUGCCAGAACCAGCAGAUGGUUGGAUAGCUUUUACAGCUAGCUGGUCUCUUGCCUUCUCAGGUGUGCUCCCUGUGAACAGGAUGAUUCCCAGAGUCUCAUUCUUGCUGCUCUCAAUCCUACUGGGAAUUCUGGGGAUCUUGUGUGUGGUGUUCACAGUCUACUGGACCCAACACUGGCUUGGUGGCUUUGCCUGGGAUGGUUCUUCUCAGAUGUUUAACUGGCAUCCAGUUUUCAUGGUGACAGGCAUGUUGGUCUUGACUGGUGCAGGUAAGUGAAAAGAGGAUCCAAUCAUUUUCUGAUUUCCCCUCCUCCUGCCCCAGUAGCAGAACCGAUAUUAACAUCCUAUACAGUGGUAUCUCGGGUUAAGAACUUAAUUUGUUCUGGAGGUCUGUUUUUAACCUGAAACUGUUCUUAACCUGAAGUACCACUUUAGCUAAUGGGGCCUCCCGCUGCCACCGCGCGAUUUCUGUUCUCAUCCUGAAGCAAAGUUCUUAACCCGAGGUACUCUUUCUGGGUUUGCUGAGUCUGUACCCUGAAGCAUCUGUAACCUGAGAUACCACUGUAUCCUUUUAAGUGUGUUUGUGGGGGGGGGGUUUAUUUUAUUAUGUAUCUUGUGUUUUUAUCUUGUGUUUUUAUGCUGUGAACCACCCUGAGAUCAUUGGCUGAAGGGCAGUAUACAAAACAAGCAAACCUGGGAAUCAGUGACUUGGCUAUUUUGGCGGGGAUGUGGGAUGGGUGCCUGAGCCAUCUUGGCUCUAGUGACUUCUCCCCCUCUUUCUCCUCCAGCGGUGCUAGUGUAUCGCGUGCCCCUCUCUUGGUCAGGGCCCAAACUGCCAUGGAAGCUGCUGCAUGCAGGACUGACCUUGGCAGCAUUCAUCCUAAUUGUCCUGGGACUGGUGGCCGUCUUUGAAUAUCACAACAAACAGGGCAUUGCCAACAUGUACUCCCUCCACAGCUGGCUAGGGCUUGGUGCUGUGCUGCUCUUCUCCUGUCAGGUGGGUAAGAACCUAAGAAGCUGUAGCUUGGUGGCAGAGCACAUACUUUGCAUCGGGUGUGGGGAACAUUCACCCUCCAGAUGUUGCGGAACUACACUUCUCAUCAUCCCUGAGUAUUGGCCAUGCUUGCUAGGGCAAAUGGGAGUUGCUGUGCUGCAACAUCUGAGGGCCAAAUAUCCCCCACCCCUGUUUUACAUGCAGAGGGUACUUGGUUCAGUCCCAGUCACUUUUAUGUAGGGUCGGAGCAGGGGGAAACCUGUCUGAAACCGCCGCUUUUAGUGUUCGGGAGGGAUACACAAUCUUCAGGUUUGUUGGAUCUACUUUGGUUGUUUUUUUUCACAAGAAUCCCAAGAGCAACCAACCAGAGCUAGGUGCAAAAGACAUAUUUGGAAUUAAAUAAGGUGGUUGCCUCCUAGCACAAUCUCAGCCCAUGAAUCCCAGUACUGAGAAAGUUGCCAUUUGUAGAUCUAACCUCCUUGAAUUCAUCGUAAUACUUCUAAAAGCAAAGUAUUUUGGUGGGUUGUCACCAGUGCUUUUUUCUGGGGGACACAGGUGUACGCAUACCCCUAAACAUUUUGCGAAUUUAAUUUUGGCCUCAUUGAGGGGCAAUAUUUCAAUAUUAAUAGGAAAAUGAGAGUACUCCUAAACAUUUUUUUUAAGAAAAAAAGCACUGGUUGUCACCCACAUUGCAUAGAAAAUAUACUUUUGUCUUAAACCUGCGGCCUGACACUUCUUGUAUUUUGUGAGAGUGAAUAAUUUGUUGUAGCCACCCUUUUCAUAAAUAUUAGGUUUCCUCCCUCUUGGGUAAUCCCCCCCCCCUUAACCCCUUCACCGUGUGCACAUGUGGUAUUAAAAGUUUGUUUCAAACAUUUUAUUUGUUUUAUUUAAAAUGUUAUCUGUAAAAGCGCAGUAGAUAUUUGAAAAAAACUAACCUAAAUUGUUCACUGGUGGCUGCCUAUCUCUCCCCCCCCCAAGCUCUCAUAGCUAGUUUGAGAUUUUAGAUCAUGAAUAUAAUAAAACAAAUACUUCUGCAAAUCUGGUUUCUGCAUUACUUGUGCUCAGUCCCUGUGCAGAUACCAUGCUGAGCCCUUCCUCCAAUAUGGGUUUCUGAAAAUAUCCCAAUUUCUUAUCUCUUCCAUCCAGUGGGCCAUGGGCUUUGCUUCUUUCUUGCUGCCUUGGGCUCCCACCUGGUUCCGAGCCUUGUACAAGCCCAUCCAUGUCUUCUUUGGCUCUGCCAUCAUCCCUUUAGUUGUGGCCGCCUGCAUCUCGGGCAUCAAUGAGAAGCUUUUCUUCAAACUGUGAGUAGCAAAACAGAGAGGGCUUGAUAAUGGGAGGAGGAAAUAGCACGCGCUAAAAAGACAAUGGAGAAUAUGUUGCUGGUUAUUUACACUGGAGAGAGUUGGCAGUCUUCUGGGGUACAAAUAAUGAGGGAUGAAGAGGCAGCUGCUCAGCCUGGUCCAGAUCGAUAGCAGUCAUUAUAAGUUUGAAAGCAAUGAUAGCUUUGAGACCAGGAAUAAGGAACAUAUAGUUCGGCAACAUUUGAAAGGCCACUGGUUCCCCAUCCCUGUUUUAGAAGUACAGAAGGGAAAUGUGUCCACAAGGCAAUGGGGAACCUGAGAAUGCGGUUAAACCACAUGUAGCAGAAGCAGAUGGGAAUGUGGAGCUAGUGUCUGGAGGCUUGCAAUGUGAAGAUAGUGUUCUGCUCAAUAGGUCAUUGUACACAUUUCAUUGAAUAUAAGAUGUGCUCCAGCCUCGAGCCCAAAUGCAUUACUUGGGUGUCUGGGACAGCAGAAUGGCUGUUGGAGCAAAGCUACAUAUGGUGAAAGAGAUUAUGUGGCUUAAUAUAGAUUGUUGGCACUAUCCAGAUAUUUCCUUCUUUGUGGGUCUCUGGGGAGGUGUUUGUGGUGCUAUUGGCUUUUCAUCAAGCAUUUCUGCUUUUUGUCUGUACUUUUAGAACAAGCACAACCACACCCUACUCUCAGCUUCCUGCAGAGGCAUGGUUUGCCAACAUAUUGGGGAUGCUGAUCCUGGUCUUUGGGCUACUGGUUCUGUUUGCCCUUGCCAUGCCAGUAUGGAAGCGUCCAGAUGUGAAUUCGCAAGAUACCCAAGAGGUGGUAUUAUUAUUAUUAUUAUUAUUAUUAUUAGCCUUUAAUAUUUAUUUAUUUUACUACAACUAUUUCCUGUCUAUCCUUCAAGGCAUCACACAAGGUUUUCUGUCUCCCCCACUACAAUUUAUCCUAACAACAACCCUGUGAGGCAGGUUAGGCUAAGAGGGACUGGCCAAAGUCACCCACUGAGCUACAUGGCUGAGAGGGGAUUUGAACCUGGAUCUUCUUGGUCCUAGUCCAGCACUCUAGUCACUACACCAUACUGGCUCGAACCCACUGAUGUCUGUUGAGUUUAAAUGGUAGUGUGUACUAGCUUGGACAAAGUAGCGGAAGGAUGGGGGAAGAAUUUUUCAGAAAAUGAAACUCUUGUUCAACUGUUGUUAGGAUGAGAGCAGCGUAUUUUCGCUGUGUACAAACAAGAGUUCCAAAUAGAUUUGGUGCAUCCCAUGUUUACAUGUUUUUUUUCUGUCAUCCACAUGAUUUUAUCCUCCUUCAAGUAGAAACUUGCACCACCUCCCAAUAAUUCAGAUUUAUUUGAUACAUGAUAAUGCAGUAUUUGAUAAUGCAGUAAGGGGGGGGUGGGAAUCCAACAUAAAGCCACAUGCUACCCAAAUAUGAAUGUACUAAAGCACAUUAUGUGGGUGACACCCAUAUACAUACGUGUGUGAUGAUGUUUUGCUGGGUGUCAUGUUUUCAUCAUCACCUCUACUUCUGAUGACAAGGCUCAAUGGGCUUCUGGUGGGGCUGAGUAUGACCUCAUAUAUGCUUUUCCCCCCUUUCUUUUUUUAUAAAAAAAUCUGCUGUUUUCUGCAAAUCUGGUAUAUCAGAAAACUUGUAUCUAUAUUUCUUUUAAUGGCUGUGCACACGUAAGCAAAUACCUGUGCAAAUGCUCAUAAUGGACCGCAGGUGUCCUUAAGUCAGGGAGGGGUUCUAUAAAGUACUAAUGGGGAAGUACUAAUUGAGGAGAGGGGGGACAAUAACACAUAGUAUGAGUAUAGCCCAUCAAGAACUGACCGAUAGUAUGGACAGGAGACAUUAAACUUCAUUAGAUUUUGGGUUGUGGGUUUUUGGUUUUAUUUUAUACACACACACAUACGCAAAAAUGUUCAUUGCAUACCACCCUAACGAAGGAAAGAACUGAACAGUGGGGCGUAUUUUUGAGAUUUCAUUUUCGGUUAAUGAUAAGACAUGUUCCUUGUGGAUUAAUUAUUAGCCUGACUGGCUUCCAAAAGUUCUCUGUCCUCUUUCCCCAUAGCCUCCAUGGGUUUAUAUUGCAGAACAUUUGUUUUGACAACACAGACAUAGAAUGACACAUGUGUAUAGUAGUGGAACUUAUCCCUGGCAAAAGGAGCAACAGUAUGGGAGCUAAAUCCUAGAAACCUGGUCUGGAUUUUCUCUGCAAGAGGGCUAGACUGAACAUCAUAAGCAAUAGACAAUAUGUUCUGAGAGAGUUUAAUAUCUGAGAGUGAGAUAGAAAGCUUGUGGAAUCAAGCUUUAUUAUUUACUUCUGGUGUUCUUUUUCUACAGCCCUUGCUACAGGAGGAUAAAUGAAGCAGCAAACAGGAAGGAUUGUGAUCCAGACCUGUGUGGUGGCCUGUUCUCCACUGAGAUCUUCAACCGUUCUUGCUUCUGUUUUCAGUGCAAGAGUUGAAACUUUAAUUGUGGCACUGAAUUGUCUGGCCUUCUGGGUACUUUAUUAAUUCCCCCCACCCCACCCCACCCCGGCUUGCUCUUGCUGAGUUGUUGAGCUGCUGGAAAUCCAGGUAUCUCUGAACAAUUAAUUUCUUAGUUGCUAUUGUGCCAUUAUGACAAGUUCCCAGAUUUUUGUACUUCAUGGACUUAUUAGAAACCUAAAUUAUCAGAUGAAAUAAAUGAUUCCUUCUAAUUG